Elephantulus edwardii (Cape elephant shrew) is the source of this 1126-nucleotide messenger RNA. RefSeq names its product GATS protein-like 3 (gene CASTOR1). The transcript has 9 exons. Gene Ontology annotation, cellular component: cytosol. Gene Ontology annotation, biological process: negative regulation of TORC1 signaling; cellular response to L-arginine. The record is from RefSeq and is a predicted model, not a curated record. Bases 118 to 1113 code for a protein of 331 amino acids. Gene Ontology annotation, molecular function: arginine binding. NCBI's taxonomy places the organism in Eukaryota, Metazoa, Chordata, Mammalia, Macroscelidea, Macroscelididae.
GCCUAGCGGGCCUCGUGGCCUCGGCUGCUCCUUUAAGCCCUGGCCCCGCCCCUGGCCCGUCCCCCGCGCGGCCUGGGUCUGGUUGGAUUGCGGGGUCAGCUCCGCGCGCGGGACGCGAUGGAGCUGCACAUUCUAGAGCACCGGGUGCGGGUGCUGAGCCUCGCCCGCCCCGGCCUUUGGCUUUACACCCACCCGCUCAUCAAGCUGCUUUUCCUGCCCCAUCGCAGUCGGUGCAAGUUCUUCAGCCUGACCGAAACCCCCGAGGAUUACACUCUCAUGGUGGACGAGGAAGGCUUCAAAGAGCUGCCCCCUUCGGAAUUCCUGCAAGUGGCUGAUGCCACGUGGCUGGUGCUGAAUGUCUCGUCCCACAGCGGCGCAGCCACAGCGGUGCAAGCUGCUGGGGUCACUAAGAUCGCCCGCUCGGUCAUCACGCCGCUGGCCGAGCACCACGUGUCGGUGCUGAUGCUGUCCACGUACCAGACGGACUUCAUCUUGGUGCGAGAGCAGGACCUGGCUGUGGUCAUCCACACACUGGCCCAGGAGUUCGACAUUUACCGUGAGGUGGGCGGGGAGCCUGUACCCGUUGCCAGGGAUGAGUCCAGCAACGGCUUUCCCCGUGCCCAGCAUGGGCCCAGCCCCACGGUGCAUCCCAUCCAGAGUCCCCAGAACCGCUUCUGUGUCCUCACCCUGGACCCUGAGACGCUGCCAGCCAUCGCCACCACCCUCAUAGAUGUCCUCUUCUACUCGCACAAUGCCCCCAAGGAGACAGCCCCUGGUGGUCCUGGACCCAACUCCAUCCCGUUCUUUGCCUUCUCCCUCAUUGAGGGCUACAUCUCCAUUGUCAUGGACGCAGAGACGCAGAAAAAGUUCCCAAGCAACUUGCUGCUGACCAGCUCCACUGGGGAGCUGUGGCGGAUGGUGCGCAUUGGGGGACAGCCACUGGGCUUUGAUGAGUGUGGGAUCGUGGCCCAGAUCGCCGGUCCCCUGGCUGCCGCAGACAUCUCUGCCUAUUACAUCAGCACCUUCAACUUUGACCACGCGCUGGUGCCCGAGGAUGGUAUCAGCAGUGUCAUUGAGGUGCUCCAGCGACGACAAGACGCCUUGGGCUCCUGAGUCCCAGGGGGAC